AUGGCCGCCGCAACGACUCUUCCCGCCCUGCUGGCGUCUCUGACACAGUCGCUGUCUCUGGCUCAAGAGGGAACCUCGAAAAUCUCAACCAUUGACCACCCCAAGGAUGGAAUCUCGCUCCUCGACGUCAAGAACGAGCUGCUGCUCUCGUACCUCCAGAACCUCGUCUUCCUCAUCCUCGUCAAGCUACGAAACGCAAAGUCAGAUGGAAAGGACGCUUCAAAAGAAGAGGACCACGGCUUAGACGACGCCGUGCGAACAAAACUUGUCGAGCUACGUCUGUUUCUCGAAAAGGGAGCCCGACCAUUGGAAGAGAAGCUGCGGUUCUCCAUCGACAGAUUUCUUCGGACGGCGGAAGAUGCGCAGCGACGCGAGAAGAUGAAGGAGGCCAAGGCCAGCGCAAAGACUGGGUCUAGCACGGACGAGUCGGGCUCAGGCUCUGAAGAUGACGACGAGGAUGACGACGAAGAGGACGAUUCCGAGGCCGAAGACGGUCACUCCAGGCCCCAGCCCAAGCGAGGCCAUCUCUCUGCCGCGCCCAACAUGGGCUCUCUCAUGGACGACGUCGCCAUCCGUCCUGCCAAGCGCGAUCAAAAUGACGAUGCUCCCGCCGGCGUAUACCGACCCCCUCGCCGCGAGCGCCAAGUCAUGGAAACGACCCAAACCCGCGAAAAGGCUGCCCGCCGCCCUAUGCGCUCACACACCAUGGAGGAGUUCGUCGCCUCUGAGCUUUCAUCCGCACCCAUGGCCGAGCCCAGCAUCGGCACGACCAUCGUCCAGGGCGGCCGCAGAAUGAAGACAACCCAGGAGCGCAAGGACGAGCAGGAGCGCACCGAAUACGAAGAAACCAACUUUACCCGUCUGCCCCAGGAGAGCAAGAAGGAGCGCGCCAAAAAGGCCAAGCAGGCCGGCCGCAGCGGGCGAAUGCAGUUUGGCGGCGAGGAGUGGCAUAAUCUCGGCGAGGGCGUUGAUCGCAUCGAUCGGUUGACCAAGCGAAAGGAGGGCGGCGCAGGAUCUGGCGUCAGAGCCAUGCUGGAGAAGAGCCGGAAGCGUGGAGGCGAUACGGAGGAUGGACCGAGAGGGAGCGGACACCAGAUGGGAGAGAGAUUCCACAAGAAGGCCAGGCUGAUGGAGAUUGGACGGGGAAGCAGAGGGAAGGGGAGGAAAUAG
Molecule: messenger RNA, 1170 nt
Organism: Trichoderma aggressivum f. europaeum
Lineage: Eukaryota; Fungi; Ascomycota; Sordariomycetes; Hypocreales; Hypocreaceae
Exons: 1
Coding region: 1-1170 (389 amino acids)
Biological process (GO): maturation of SSU-rRNA from tricistronic rRNA transcript (SSU-rRNA, 5.8S rRNA, LSU-rRNA)
Cellular component (GO): nucleolus; small-subunit processome
Source: RefSeq, a predicted model, not a curated record